UGCUUUCCAUUCUGCUCUUGAGUUCCCAACAAUUCAAUGGAAUGCAAUUCCAUUCCUUUCAUUUCCUUCAUCAACUUUAUUCAUCAUUGCUUCUUGAAAUGUUCAUUUAUUUGUUCAAAUCCCCUCUUUUCCACAAUUGUUGCUCUAUAUACUUUAAUUCUCCUUUAUGCUCCAUCUUUUUUCCUAAGAAUACUUCUUAACCCUAUUCUUAACACCACCGGCAUCACACUCAUUUGUCUUCUUAGGUUAGGUGCCAACGAGAGGUCGCGAAAAGAAAGUGUUCUAGAAUCAAAAACUAUAGAUUCAAGUGCAUAUAAUAGGUUGGAAAACGAAUCUAGUUAUUUGGGCUCGAUAGAUCUUGAUCACAAAGAUAUACAUGAUGAAUGGUUGUCAAUUGAUGGGGACAACUUGUGUACAUAUUCAAGUUUGGUCAUCGAAUCAACUUCUUUGGAACCAACCUUUCUUGACUUUAUCGACCAAACCCACGUAGAUGAAUGUGAUGGUAUAAAGGACCUAGGUGGCGAGUCUAAUCAAAACAAUGCAAAGUUGGAGUCUAAUUCUAGUCUAGACAUAGAAUCCAAUCAAAUGCAUGUAGAACUUGAGCACGAUUUAGGCUCGGAAUCCAAGUUCUUAGCUAAAUAUCAAAAAUGGGAUUAUUUAGAUACCAAUUUCAUGGAAUCAUCACAAGUAGUGAUUGAAGAAAGAAAGCAAAUGGAUUCAAAGCAAGUGGAUACAAAAAUGAAAUUUCUUGAAUGGAGCAUCAAAGCUCCACUAGAGAUCAUAUAUGAAGCAUAUGAAGGAGAAGAAGAACAACAACAAGAAGAAGAAAUUGGAGAGAAUAAUGAGCCCAAGUUCAUUUCUAGUGAUAAACAAGCCGCGGGUUGUGAGAGAUAUCCAUCCUUGUCAAUGUAUUAUCCUGAAAGCGAGACAGAUAGUUCGUCGGACGAUGAUUUCCAAAUGAAUGAAGAUUGGGAUUCACAGGACAGAGUGUUUGUAAAAUGGGAAGAGGAACUUGAUGACAGGGAAGAGCUUAUUGAGAUUUCAUUAGAUGGCUAUUAUGGGCAAACAAGUAGUGAAUUUAGUCAUGCUGAUGAAGAUAAUAUGAUUGAAAUUGAUAUUUUCCCAACUGCAAGUUCAAUGGGAAGCUAGAAUUUUAAUAUAUAAUCAAACAUGAGCUAGUAGCUGGUAUAGGUACAGUUUUGGCACCAGUUACGUACUUUCAAAAGUUUUGAACUAUUAUAUAUACUUUGUUUUUCUAGUUAUUAAUUAUAAAGGUUUAUAAAUAUGAAGCAUCUUGGGCAAAAGUCAUUAUAUUUUA
Molecule: messenger RNA, 1318 nt
Organism: Erigeron canadensis
Lineage: Eukaryota; Viridiplantae; Streptophyta; Magnoliopsida; Asterales; Asteraceae
Exons: 1
Coding region: 37-1149 (370 amino acids)
Source: RefSeq, a predicted model, not a curated record